AUGAAAUUCGUACCUGCCCAAAUCAAACAACCACCAUGGACGGCGGUUGCGAGGUUUAGAAACCAAGGAAUGUGUAUUGUGGUCUGCACAACUCAUGAGGACGAGUCGUUCAUGUAUCCAAAUGCCGACAUUGACAACAUGUUUAAACCUCGAGCAGACGAAAAACUGCGAAGUGAGGUUCGGUUGGUUGAUGUUGGGUCUGGAAACGAAAUGGAUGCCGAUCAUUCCAAAGGCACUUUCCUUCGUUCUUGCAGUUGGACGAAUGAAGUUUUGCAAGCCGAUCUAUAG
Angiostrongylus costaricensis is the source of this 288-nucleotide messenger RNA. Lineage: Eukaryota; Metazoa; Nematoda; Chromadorea; Rhabditida; Metastrongylidae. The record is from the annotation of a GenBank genome assembly.